AUGCUCGAAGCCGCAGGCGGGGAGGAUGGCGACACAACGCUAGACACCGUGACGGCUGGCGGACAUCAACAAUCCGAACAGGCACAAAGUGGUGAUCCGCAGCGUUUUCGGUCCCCUCGGGUGGACCAAAUGCAACCUGAGCAGAUGCGAGUCUCGAAUUCCCAACAGCACGAAGACACAAGCAUUUCCAGAAGCACCGCCAAUGAUGGUUCAAAUUGCCAGCGCGUAGACCAGACUCAAGGCGUGUCCGAAACGACGAGGUCUUCAAACAACAUGUACUCUCGAAUGAACAAUUUCGACUCCUCCCAAUUCAAUGUGUCCAUGUCAGACGCACAUCUGAUGCACCUCGACCCCGCUGGGACGUCAAACCAGCGUUACACCAAUACUUCGACCACGGAAGCCUUCGCCGAUGUGAGCAAUCUCGACCCCUGGGGACCGGCACGGUCGUUGAAUAAUACCACUCAAGGGCAGAACAUGAGCGCAAAUAAUUCAACGCUGAGUGUUUUUGGUGUCAACAACUCCCAGGCCGCUCCACUAUCCGGCUUAACACAAUCUUUGUCGGGGGGUCCUGCGUUUAUGUCAGCAGCGGGCCAGUCGAUGACAAUGCCCGAACUACCUAGUGCGAUGUUUGACGACGACCUCACAUUUCUAGAAGACAUUCUCCUACCAGAUUUUAUCGGCAAUGUCACUGGAUUCACGACCCCGAUGUACGUGGAUUUCGACCCAACAGCCGGACAGCCUACUCCUCCAACGAGUGCACCCGAUAUUUCCGAGCCUCGUCUAUUCUUACCAAGUUUUCCAUCCUCCGAGAGACCCUCAGAAGCCAGACAUUCUGCCUUCGAUAUCAGUCCCGGAGACGUAGCUCAGUUCCAGAAAGACAUCGCUGGUACCGGACAAUUGAACAACUUUCCGUUUCCCCGGCGUUCUCGCAUUUUCCGGUGUCUUUCGGCCUAUUUCGACCAUGUCGACCCCCAUGUGCCGAUUGUUCAACAUGCUACCUUCAGCUUUUGUGGCACGGCCCCAGCAUUGGUUCUCGCGAUGCUUGCAAUGGGUGCUACCAUUACGUCCGAGUACCAAUUUGCUGAGUCGGCGUAUGAAGCAGCCUGUAAGCUGCUCGACCACAAGAUGAAGCAAAACACUCGCGCAUCUCCGUCGUUCGAAUUCUGGCCGAUCCAGGCUUCGUUGCUCUGUGCACAAUUUGGGGCAUUCAGCGAUAACAAGGCCUUUGCCCAGCGCUCACAGACGCAACUCAGCAAUGUCUCGGGGAUGUUGAAGCUUGGUCUGAAUGACUUGGCUGCAAAACGGUCGGAGCCCAGACAAGACUGGAAAAGUUGGUCAUUCAUCGAAACUUUCAGUCGUGCAGCUUCAUGGAGCUGUUCACUGAGUGCUAUCCUGCUUGCGUAUGAUCACACCUUUCACAUCAGUACUCAACACUACUUGCAGUAUGUGCCGUUACCAUCCGAUGAAGAUCUUUGGAGGGCUCGUUCAGCACACGAAUGGUCCUCGGUAGGCGGAGCUCAGCAACAGGACAGUCAUGUCAGCUUUUUGACUUUUGCCGAAUCGCUAUUCAAUGGACAGCCAAUCCUCGAGAAAGUGAGCUGCUUCGGCUUGUUCUCGCUCGUUGGGUGGAUGCUCCUGUAUAUAUGCAACCAUGAGAGGAUGAAGAUGUCCGUCGGAUCUCUUGAUUUGUUCGAGACUGAUUUCACGACCAAGAUCAACAAAGGUCUCGAGGCCUGGGAAACCUUGACACGCCGUCAUUUGCGGACUGGCCAAGUCAUGUUUAAGCAGCUCAACCCGCUGAUCUCUGACAGCUUCCCACUUCUAGGAUCGGCGUAUUAUCAUCUCCACGUGGGCGAUGAAUUGCGCGCUUUGAAAGAAAUUGCUGGCGAGCAGGCAAUGGGUGCUGGAACAUCAGGCCCACAGACGUUCCCAGCGUUCAGCUCACGACUUCCGGUGUACAAAGCUGUCCGCUACGCUGCAAAUUCAUGUCUCGUGCGUGCAAAGCUGGGUAUCAGCCACUUUCAACAAUCACCUGAUGUGUACGGUGCCCACGGAGCAAUAGGCGCAUUUGAAGCAGCUCUUAUUUUGUCGUGGUGGCUCACGGUAGGCCAGUCUGUGCAAACUCCCCAGGGACUGUCGGACGACAAUACCGUUCCGGGCAGGGCAUUGAAGGAAGUAUCGACAGAGGUCUUUGAGGAGCUCGAAGAUCAAGACAUCUCUUGCAAAGACGAGAUCGCUCGUGCGUUGGCCCCGUUGAGUUUCUGCCGUCAUGCCAUGGCAAAAUGCGUCUUCAAAUACUCGAAGCUUCUCAGACAAGCGCUUGACAACAUGCACGCACAGGUGGACCGUCGCCCAUUCCGGGGUCUUUCCGCACUAGCGGCCCUUAAUCCGCCCGGCCUAUACUUAUACUAUUGGUCACCUAUCACGCGUAUGGUUCCUUUUGCAUCUAGGUCAUCAUCGAAGAUCAAGCUCCUGUCCAUUUUGAAAAUGAUCCAUGGGUCCGAGGUCGCAAAGCACAACUCUCGUCGGUCCUGCUGGGUCAUUGUAAAGGGCAACGUCUACGACAUUACCGAGUAUCUCGACCAGCACCCUGGAGGCUCGGCCAUUUUGCUACGGUAUGGCGGCAAGGAUGCUACAGCCAUCUACGAACCAAAUCAUCCUGAAGGCACGAUUGAGAAUGGUCUCCCGGAGGAUAAGCAUCUCGGGCCUAUAGAUCCCUCAACCGUCCCCACCAUUGAUGUAUCUCCGCCUCAGGACGUCCGCGAUCCACAAACGACUGCCAAACUUCCUCUUUCUCACUGUGUCAACCUCGACGAUAUCGAAGUGGCUGCACAGGGCAUCAUAGCUCGUAAUGCCUGGACAUACAUCCAUUCCGCCGCCGACAGUCUAGGCUCGCUCACCAACAAUCGAGAGGAUUGGAAAAAGGUUACGCUACGGCCCAGGAUCAUGCGUAACGUCCAGCAUAUCAGUAUGGAGCGGACGAUGCUUGGUCAGAAGAGUCGUCUGCCCUUCUUCAUUGCACCUGCAGCGCGUGCAAAGCUGGUCCAUAACGAUGGUGAACUCUGUCUCGCCCGAGGCGCUGCUAGGACUGGGAUUCACUACUGUACCAGUACCUACUCGACAAUCCGGCAUGCCGACCUAGUCAAGUGUAUGGUCUCGGAGAGGGCUUCGAGUCCGUACGGCUCACUCUUCUUCCAACUUUAUAUGCAGCCUGAUAAAUCUCGGACGGUCGAGCUGAUAACCAUGGCUCGAGAACUCGGCUUCACAGCGCUGGUUGUCACGGUUGACACACCCGUUGUGGGGAAACGGGAGGAAGACGAACGCUAUCGUGCCGAGACGGCCGCAGUAUCAGUUCACGAUACCUUUCUGGUGAUUGACGGAAUUGGUCCCAAGAAAAGCGAAGGUACGCCGCCUCCACGCGGAUCCCACUCGACGACUCUCAACUGGGAGGAUCUGGCAUGGAUCCGAGAAUCGUGGGGCAAUCAUGGCCCCAUUGUACUCAAGGGGAUUCAAACCGCCGAGGAUGCAGCCUUAGCUGCUGAGUACGGCGUCGACGGUAUCUACCUCAGUAACCAUGGAGGACGGCAAUGUGACGACGCGCCUAGCGCAAUCCGGACGCUGUUGGAAAUCCGCCGCUUCUAUCCUCAUUUGAUGGGGAAGAUAGAGAUCUAUCUCGACGGCUGGGUUCGUCGAGGCGCAGAUGUGAUCAAGGCCUUGUGUCUCGGUGCAACAGGCGUGGCGGUGGGCAGGCCAUUUAUGUACGCAGCUGCGAUGGGCGACGAGGGUGUUUUGAAGGUCAUACAAUUGCUGAGGGAAGAGAUCGAGAUUACAAUGAGGUGCAUGGGUGUCACGAGCCUUGAUUGCCUCAAUCCAUCCUAUGUCAACACCAAGCGACUCGAAUGGGAAUUGCCUGAUAGCCUCGACUUUGGACCCGAAGGCGACAGGCCUACUGGGCUGAGAGCAAGGCUGUAG
Exophiala xenobiotica is the source of this 3972-nucleotide messenger RNA. RefSeq lists its product as uncharacterized. The transcript has 7 exons. The record is from RefSeq and is a predicted model, not a curated record. Gene Ontology annotation, molecular function: oxidoreductase activity; zinc ion binding; DNA binding. Bases 1 to 3972 code for a protein of 1323 amino acids. Gene Ontology annotation, biological process: DNA-templated transcription. Lineage: Eukaryota; Fungi; Ascomycota; Eurotiomycetes; Chaetothyriales; Herpotrichiellaceae.